AUGAAGUCAUUUCUGAAAGUUGAGUCCAGCACAACUUUUUAUCACCUUAAAUUCCAGUUUCGAAACAGUAGCCUGGAUGGUUCUUCUAAAGAGUUGUCUUCAGAAGUAACAGGCUCUAGUGGUGAGAGCAAGGGCCUGGGAGAGAUGAAACCUACAAGACAAAAUCACACCACCGUGACAGAGUUUGUUCUGAUGGGAUUCUCCAACGCUCCCAAACUGCAGACUUUUCUUUUUGCAAUAUUCUUAGUCAUUUACAUGAUGAUCAUGAUGGGAAAUAGCUUAAUCAUUUUAAUAACCAAAACUGAUCAAGCUCUCCAUACCCCUAUGUAUUUCUUACUUAGGAAUUUGUCCUUCUUAGAAGUGGGUUACACUUCUGUGACUCUCCCCAGAAUGCUGGUGAACCUUUGGACACAAAGUACAGUGAUUCCUUUUUCAGCCUGUGCUGCCCAGAAGUAUUUCUUUCUUAUGUUUGGAACCACGGAGUGCUUCCUCCUGUCUGUGAUGGCCUAUGAUCAGUAUGUGGCCAUCUGUAACCCCCUACAGUAUUCAAUCAUCAUGGAUGACAAGGCAUAUCUCCAGAUGGCAGCUGGUUCCUGGAUCGGUGGCAUUCCAGUCCAGAUAGGGCAGACGUAUCAGAUAUUCUCCCCGCCCUUCUAUGAUUCCAACCAGCUGAACCAUUUUUUCUGUGAUAUCCCACCAAUACUUCAACUGGCCUGUCGGAACACAGCUAUGAAUGAACUCUCAGUCCAUGCUGUAUCUCUGCUCUUUGGAACAGCCCCAUUUCUCUUGAUACUCGUGUCCUAUGUAAAAAUCACCUCCACCAUCCUGAAGUUACCUUCAGCCACGGGCAAGCACAAAGCCUUCUCCACCUAUUCUUUCCACCUCAUAGUUAUCACCUCGUUCUUUGGAUCUGCUUUCAUCACAUAUCUAAGGCCCAAGUCAAGGCACUCAGCAGAUGUGGAUAAAUUUCUGUCUCUGUUCUACACCACUGUAACACCAAUGUUUAACCCCAUGAUAUACAGUCUGAGAAACAAGGAGGUGACUGUUGCCCUGAAAAAGUUUCUGUCACAGUUAUUCUAA
Messenger RNA from Tachyglossus aculeatus (Australian echidna), 1080 nucleotides. Its product is annotated as olfactory receptor 10AG1-like. Gene Ontology annotation, molecular function: olfactory receptor activity; G protein-coupled receptor activity. The coding region runs from base 1 to 1080 and encodes 359 amino acids. Gene Ontology annotation, biological process: G protein-coupled receptor signaling pathway. Lineage: Eukaryota; Metazoa; Chordata; Mammalia; Monotremata; Tachyglossidae. The record is from RefSeq and is a predicted model, not a curated record. Gene Ontology annotation, cellular component: membrane. The transcript is spliced from 3 exons.